UUGUACUCCUGCCCAAGGCAGGAACUGAGAUGCACACAGAACUGAGAAAGAUGAAGAGACCACAUCAGCCAGGGUGGGACAUCUACCAUGGAAAUGUGUCUGUCACAUACCCCCUCAGUGGUAUUAAGCUACAGAGUGAGAAGGUACAGGCAAUUACUUUAUCAUCCAUAUCCAGGCUGAGGAUCAUGCAGAAGGUUUGUCUCUGGGUAGAUUUUGGAAGAGCACCGACCUGAUGUGAUAAGUGGCUGUCAGCUCCAUGUGUGCUUCAUCACAACACAGAAGGUCUGACUUCUGGCACUGAGAGUUAGUCCCUGUUUCAAGUGAUUCCAGGAACAACCUGCUGGUUUCCAGUAGGGUCCUAAUCAAACAUUUGCACUUAAGCUCCUCCGCAUGGCCAGAGGCAACAGAGAGAAUGUCACAGAGGCAACAGAGAAGAUGUCACAGCUGCUAUGGAAAUGGCUGAAGAUUGUCAGCUUCUUUGGCUGAAUAACAGAGAUGAUCCUUGUGAACCCUAUUUCAUCAAUAUUUGCUUUGUUUCCUCCUUUAUUUUGGUUGGCUCUAAUUUUUAUCGGGUCUGUGUAAUGUUUAACGUCUCUAAUUAAGCAGAAGAUGAUGAAGCAGUAUAAGUAGAAGUGUGCAAAACAGCAUGGUCAGCUGAAUGCAACGGGGCUUCUGAUUUUUACAUACAGGUUUACUGGAUUUCGCCCUUUUUUUCACUAUGAAAAAGAGAAUAAUUUGAAAAGAAGAUGAAGUGUCUCCUGUGCCUGUGUUUACUCCUUGCUGUUCUUUGUGCUGUAACCCAUUGCUGCCCUGAAGACAUUUGCCAUGAAGUCAACAAUACCAAUCUGCAGGAUGGAAGAGAAAAUUUAUUAACAUAUAGCUGUGACAAGAAAGGCUCUAACUAUGCAGAUUUUGUAUUUAGGUUUUACAAGCAGGCUUCAUUAAAAGAAGCUGAUAAAAACGUGUUCUUUUCUCCUGUGAGCAUUUCAACUGCCUUUGCCAUGCUGGCUGUUGGUGCUAAAUCAACCACUCUGUCUCAGAUUUUUGAAGGACUGGGCUUUGAUGACCUGACUGAGACUCGCAUAAAUGAUGUACAUGAAAGUUUUCACAAAGUUUUGUCAGUACUGAACUGUGCUGAUGUUAAUAUCACAUUAAAUAUAGGGAAUGCCCUUUUUACAGCUACUGGGUAUGAACCACAGGAGUCAUUUUCACAAAAUACUAAAAAAUUUUAUAAUGCAGAUUUUUUCUCCAGUGAUUUUCAUAAACCAGAAGAAGCUACAAAGCAAAUCAAUAAAUAUGUAGAGGAGAAAACCAAGGGGAAAAUUCCUGAAUUAGUUGAUCAUCUUGAUCCAAGUACUGUACUGGUUCUUGUUAACUAUAUUUACUUUAAAGCUGCCUGGGAAAAGUCUUUCGAUCCUUUGCAUACAUAUGAGGAUGAUUUUUUUGUGAACCCAAAUGCAUCUGUUAGAGUCAACAUGAUGCAGCGUGAUGGUAUCUCAACCUUUUACUAUGACCACGAUCUCUCCUGUGUGGUGGUAGAACUGCCUUACCAGGGCACUGCAAGAGCAUUGCUUAUUCUGCCUGAUGAUGGAAAGAUGAAGCAAGUGGAAGAUGCUCUUUCCAAGGAAACAGUUUGUAAAUGGGAUAGCAAACUUGUGACCAGGAGAUUAAAACUGCAGUUACCAAAGUUUUCUAUUAGUGGGUCUUACGAUGUUAAAACCCUGUUUGAGCAAAUGGGUAUUACUGAAGUGUUCUCAGCUAAUGCUGAUCUGUCUGGAAUUAGUGGCAACCACAAUCUCCAGGUUUCACAAGCAGUUCACAAGGCCUUGCUGGAAGUUGAUGAGGCUGGAACUGAAGCUGCAGGAGCCACUGCCAUAAUCUUUACCAGACUUUCCUAUACUCCUACCGUCAAAUUCAACAGGCCUUUCCUUAUUUUGAUCUCUGACAAACAAACUGGCACCACACUUUUCAUGGGGAAAAUUGUUGAUCCUACUAAGGAGUAAUCGCUGGGUUAUUCGGCACACUGAUCUUGGCUACGGGUUAUAAUGGUUACAGCGUUUGCAGUUUUGGCUAGGUAGUGCUGCUAACUAGUCUCUGAUUGCGGAUAUUCAGAAGUAAAUGAGAAAUUUUCUUAUCAAAUUAAUUAAAAAAAAAUUGUAAAAAAUCACCAUAAACUGACACUUUUAAAAUAUAACAUUUUCCCCAGUUGAAUAAUUGUAUUGGGUUUGCAUGGCAAGGUUUUGGUAGUGGGGGCCUGUGUGGUCCCUAUAGGAGUGGCUUCAAUAAGAAACUGCCAGAAGCUUCCCUCAUAUCAGACAGUCAAUGCCAGCCCACUCCAAGAUGGAUCUGCUGCUGCUGAAGGCUGAGCCAAUCAGGAAUGAUAGUAACACCUCUGUGGUAACAUAUUUGAGAAGGGAAUAAAGUUUAUCCUCAAUGAAUCUGUUCUUUUUCACAUGUUACAGCUCUUUGCCUAGGACAUCUUAAGAAAUCAUUGACAAAAAAAGAAAGAGAAUAAUCCCUAAAACAAUGGAGUUAUUCUGAUGUAGUUCUUAUUGCAAGUGCCUCUUUGCACUCCACAAGGUUGGCAAAAAACUUUAAGAGACAGUAACAUUAGGCAUAGCAUAAACUGUUAAAGAAUUGUCUGUGAAAAAACAU
Passer domesticus (house sparrow) is the source of this 2655-nucleotide messenger RNA. Its product is annotated as serine protease inhibitor 2.1-like. Gene Ontology annotation, molecular function: serine-type endopeptidase inhibitor activity. Gene Ontology annotation, biological process: negative regulation of endopeptidase activity. The transcript is spliced from 6 exons. The coding region runs from base 747 to 2003 and encodes 418 amino acids. NCBI's taxonomy places the organism in Eukaryota, Metazoa, Chordata, Aves, Passeriformes, Passeridae. The record is from RefSeq and is a predicted model, not a curated record.